Molecule: messenger RNA, 2349 nt
Organism: Sardina pilchardus (European sardine)
Lineage: Eukaryota; Metazoa; Chordata; Actinopteri; Clupeiformes; Clupeidae
Gene: mxi1
Product: max interactor 1, dimerization protein
Exons: 6
Coding region: 449-1153 (234 amino acids)
Biological process (GO): regulation of transcription by RNA polymerase II
Molecular function (GO): DNA-binding transcription factor activity, RNA polymerase II-specific; RNA polymerase II cis-regulatory region sequence-specific DNA binding; protein dimerization activity
Source: RefSeq, a predicted model, not a curated record
GCUGAGAAGCUAGGUAAACAAACUGGGGGAGGAGUGAAAAUAGGCAGCAGGGACUUUGCAGGCUGUGGGCUUUCGGGGAAUCUUUUAUAUAGUUUAUAUUCAUUUUUUUACGAUUUGUAGUUGUCUGUUUCCUACACACUUUUAAUACUUUGAUACUCCGACCUCGAGACUUUUUAACAGCUGAAAUACGACUGACUUUGUUGCAACGAAGCUAGUUAGCUUGUUACCGUCGGCAACAAAUAACGUAAACGUCAGUUAGCUGCCUUCGCAAGGUUUGAUUUGAAGAACCAGCAAAUACAAAAACGAACAAAUUGUUCUUGUGUUUUAGAUCAUAUAUAGCAAUAUUUAUUGAGAAACAAUAUAGUUGUCAACCUGUCGUCCGUUAAAAAACAAUUCUGCCCCAGUCGCUAACAGUAUCAUACCAACACGUAUCGUUAGCCUCAGCAGAAUGACGGCAGUGCAGCUGAUUAAUAUCCAGAGGUUAUUGGAAGCUGCGGAAUAUCUAGAAAGAAGAGAACGAGAAUGUGAACACGGAUAUGCCUCGACGUUUCCAUCUAUUCAGAACACAAAUUACCAGAGACAACGGAAGUUUCGAAACAAAAAGUACAACAACAACCACAACAGGUCCACACACAACGAGCUGGAGAAGAACCGGCGAGCCCACCUCCGACUGUGUCUGGAGCGAUUGAAGGCCCUCAUCCCGCUGGGACCAGACUGCAACCGUCACACCACCCUGGGCUUGCUCAACAAAGCCAAAGGACAUAUUAAGAAACUUGAAGAGGCGGACCGGCGGAGUCAGCACCAGCUGGAGUGUCUGGAGCGCGAGCAGCGGCACCUCCAGAGGCAGCUGGACCUGCUGCAGGGCGGCGGCGGCGUGCUGGUCUCGUCCCCCUCGCCCGCCUCCUCGCCCUGCUCGGGCGGCGCCGACGGAGAGCGGAUACGCAUGGACAGCGUGGGCUCCACCCUGUGCUCCGACCACUCCGACUCAGACCAAGAAGAGAUUGAGGUGGAUGUGGAGGGCACGGAGUUCUCCCAUGGCGAGCUGGACAGUGCCAGCACAGCCAGCACCAGUGACCUGGACGACCACAGCAGCCUGCAGAGCGUGGCCAGUGACGAGGGCUACUCCAGCUGCAGCGUCAAACUGGUCUCCUAGAGACUCCCCAACUACCCCCUCCACACACACACACACACACACACACACACACACACACAAAUCCACCACCAACCAACCAACCAGCCGGCCCUCAACACCCACCACUACUCUCCUCCGACUCCGCGUCCUGCUUCUCCUCGUCCCCUCCACAGCUGCCCUCGGCCCUCCCUCGUACCCCUCCAGCCCCCGGCCCCCAACUCCAGACCCAGCCUACAGACCGAACUCUGGCUCCAUCUCUGCGGAAACGACCCGCCACAACACCACCACCGCCACCCCUACUGCAGCAGGAUGGUCUCCGCAGCCUCCCUCCUCCACCCUACUGGAACAAUCAUCUCUGGGCAGACCGGUGACGAGUGUGUGUUUUGCGGCUGCACGAGAACCUGUGCUCAAGGGUGUGUGUGUGUGUGUGUGUGUCGCAUGAGGAGCGUUGCGAAAAGCACUCAAAAAUGGGGGGAUUUGUAACGAUGUCGUGUUGCAUUUUUUGUGUUGCGUAGGGCCUUCGAUGUACGCCUCUUAAGCUUCAGAAACACACCGGCGGCCACCAAAGCACUCCCUGCUGUGUGUAACGAGCAAGGAAGGGGGUUUGGGGUAGAUUCAUGAACAAAGGCUUUUGAGGUGUCCACACACUUAAAAAAAGAGCCCACCUCAUCACCUCGCUAGGUUUGGUUUGAGUCUGCAGUGGGCAUAUAGGAAUUUUUUUACUUGUGUGGUUUUGAAACGGAGAGUACCAGACGUCCCAUCGAAUUCAAGAUUCACGUCCGUACUGAAAGUAAAGACCAAAAAAAAAGAAAAAAAUCCAAGCACUUAAAAUCGAAACAUGUUACUCUUAGGGGUUUUUUUUUUUUCGUUUCGAGCUCAGUCUUAUCGUUAGUCAUCGUGUGAAUCCUGAACUGACAACCUUUCGUCGACGUCGGCCCUGUUUUUCAUCUGCCGACAAGACCACGAACAAGUAGAAUUUUUCGGAAUGCGUUGUAGUGAGUACGUGUGUUUGGUUUUGUGGGGGAGCGGGGAAAACAUAAUUUGCCAACAUAUCAACACUUGUUUGGGGCCCGCUUCUCUUGCUUCCGCGUUUAUUGUUCGGAUGGUGAUAUAUUUUUUUGGUUCCUUUUUUUUGCUGUCGUUUUUUUUUUCCAUCUUUUUUGAAUUUGUACCAGCCAGUCGCUGGCACAAACGUUGUCAUUGGUGCUAUGUGAACA